Messenger RNA from Ostertagia ostertagi, 1218 nucleotides. The record is from the annotation of a GenBank genome assembly. NCBI's taxonomy places the organism in Eukaryota, Metazoa, Nematoda, Chromadorea, Rhabditida, Trichostrongylidae.
AUGUAUAGCAAUUUACCCAAAGGGGUACAGGAAGGAUCGUUCGAGGAUGUAGUGGAGGCGCUGGAAAAGUCCAGGCGGGACCCAUGCAGGAAGCUCAAGAAGGUAGACGAGUGGGAUAAGCUCCGUAAAAGGGACAACGAAACCGUAGAGGAAUUUUGCUAUAAAAUGGAAAGGAUUUCAAGGGAGAUCCACAGCGACAGUGACCGAGAUUUUCUUUUGGGCUCCAAACUACAGACUUGCCUUUCCGAGUGGGAAGAAUCCUACCACCUGCUGGCUGCCCUUGAAGCACCAUAUGGGUUGGUAUACCAGUCAGUGCGUAAGGCGGCAUUGCGGCUGGACCGAGCACGCGAAGCGAUGAGAAAAAGAUCGCAGUUACAAGGGGCCCAAGGGAAGGACCGGAGCGAUCGCACCAGGUAUAAAGCUCAUGAUAAAUAUGAUAGCGAGGAGAUUGAAACGAGAGAUAAAACAAUUGGUAAAAAUGGUCCAGCAAAGAAGAUGAAGUGCUUUAGAUGCGGUGGCAUGGGCCAUUACGCAAGGAGUUGCCCGAGAGCUAAUGUUCAGGAGCAGACCCCGCACGUACACGAUAAACAAAGGCGGAAACCAAACGAAGGGAAACCGUCGGAGUCGUUUUUCACCCAUUUAGAAAAGUGGUGUAGCGCAGUGACUAGUCAGGAUAAAAAGACGGUAGUAACUGAGGCGUAUGGGAAACCCCUUCUCUGCAAGGUAUACAUGCUAGGCAUGGUGAUCGAUGCUAUGAUUGGUACGGGAUCAGUGGUAUCAAUCGUCCCUCUUGGCCUACUGUUGGAGGCGAAGGAGAAAAAGAUCGAUCUGGACAACCUGGUAACCAUCAUGGGGGAUGGUAACUCUCAGAGAGUGGUGGACGCCUCAGGGAAUGUCAUGAGCUUUUUGAUGCUAACUGCUACGGAAGUGAAUGUGCAGGGAGGAGGGCAAGCCCGUGUACAGUUACAUAUCCAAAGAAGCAAGGAUAAAGUAGUACUGCUAGGGACAAAUGCACUCCAAGCCCUGAAUAUCCAUAUACAAUUGAGUGAGCCCAUAGUAGAAACAAGAACCCAGGACGAGAACGGUGAUGCGUGGCAUGUGCGAGCAAUUCAUAGGCAUGUCAUUCCGCGGGAGGGAUUUCUACGUACCUGUCUCAGCGCAGGAGUGACGAGUGCAUAUUUGGGUCGAAUAAUGAUCGCAUUUCUUCCGGUGUACUGA